GCUUAAAUGGAUCUGUGGUCGUUGGCAACGCCUUCAAUUCGCCGCAGGCGAUCGUUCAAAACCGAUUCCAUUCUUGAUUUUCAAUUCACUCCGAAUGCUGCCCUUUCAUUCUGUUCAGUUUGCGCAGUUGACUGCUUUAGAGAAACGCUGCAAACGAAAUGGCGUCAGCGUGGAGGGAGCCACACACAAACAGGUCGUGGAUCUAAUCAAAUCCGGCGGUGACUGCCUAACUCUGACGGUGAUAUCGGUGACACAACAGGAGGCCGACCGACUGGAGCCGCAGGAGGAUCAGAGCGGCUACUCCUACAUUGAUUACUCGGACAAGCGCUCGCUGCCCAUUAGCAUACCCGACUAUGGGAUUGUGAACCGGAACGGCGAGCGGUACAUAGUCUUCAAUAUACAUAUGGCCGGCAGGCAGCUGUGCUCACGUCGCUAUCGGGAAUUCGCCAACCUGCACUCGCUGCUGCGCAAGGAGUUCUCCGGCUUCAACUUCCCCAAGCUGCCCGGCAAGUGGCCCUUCCAGCUGAGCGAACAGCAGUUGGACACGCGGCGCCGCGGACUGGAGCAGUAUCUGGAGAAGGUGUGCGCGGUGCGGGUGAUCGCGGAGAGCGAUGCCGUUCAGGACUUUCUCACCGACACCGAGGACGACAUAUCCGCCUCGCCGGUGGACAUCAAGGUGAUGCUGCCCGACCACGAGGUGAGCACCGUGUCGGUGAAGAAGUCCUCCAACGCCCAGGUGGUGUGGGAGAUCCUGGUGCAGCGCGCCAAUCUCACCGCCUACACGCAGCAGUAUUUCUACCUGUUCGAGAUCGUCGAGUAUAACUUUGAGCGGAAGCUGCAGCCGCACGAGAUCCCCCAUCAGCUGUACGUGCAGAACUACAGCACCGCCUCAUCCACCUGCCUCUGCGUCCGCCGCUGGCUCUUCUCCGUUGCCAAGGAGCUGACGCUGCCCGAUGGCGAACAGGCCGCCCGGUUUGUCUUCUACCAGGCCGUCGAUGAGGUGAAUCGCGGCAACAUCCGCGCCGACGGCCGACUCUACGAGCUGAAGGCGCUGCAGGACGCCAAGAAAGCGGGCGACUAUCUGGCACUGGCCCGCACACUGCCCGGCUACGGGGACGUCGUCUUCCCCCACUGCUCCUGUGAUAGUCGCAAGGAGGGACACGUGGUGCCCGCCGUGGGCAUGAAGAGCUUUCGGCUACACGCCUGCCGUGAGGAUGGCUCACUGGAGGCGCAAAUGGUCGAGCUGACCUGGGACAGCAUCACGCGCUCCGAGAGCGACGAGGAGUCCAUGUCGUUCUGCUUUCAAUACAAUCGUCCAGAUAAGCCAGCACGUUGGGUCAAAGUCUACACGCCAUAUCAUGCAUUCCUUGCGGACUGCUUUGACCGCAUCAUGGAGGAGCGCAAGUGGGACGACAGCGGCGACUAGGGAAGGCGGAAGGCGGUGCAGGAGGAGCAGAAGGAGCCAAUGCAGCAGCCAGUGGAGCAGAAGGAGCAGCAGCGGGGCCGUCGACGGCAGGAAGCACAGAUUAAGCAGCCCAGCACCAUACCAAACAUCACCAG
This is a messenger RNA of Drosophila gunungcola (fruit fly), 1560 nucleotides long. It is a transcript of the gene Snx27, whose product is annotated as sorting nexin-27. Gene Ontology annotation, molecular function: phosphatidylinositol-3-phosphate binding; protein binding. Lineage: Eukaryota; Metazoa; Arthropoda; Insecta; Diptera; Drosophilidae. The record is from RefSeq and is a predicted model, not a curated record. The coding region runs from base 95 to 1426 and encodes 443 amino acids. Gene Ontology annotation, cellular component: early endosome. The transcript is spliced from 6 exons. Gene Ontology annotation, biological process: intracellular protein transport; signal transduction.